Messenger RNA from Phlebotomus argentipes, 707 nucleotides. RefSeq names its product immunoglobulin domain-containing protein oig-4. The transcript is spliced from 3 exons. The record is from RefSeq and is a predicted model, not a curated record. NCBI's taxonomy places the organism in Eukaryota, Metazoa, Arthropoda, Insecta, Diptera, Psychodidae. Bases 112 to 591 code for a protein of 159 amino acids.
UCUGUGAUUUGCAACAUCAUUGUGACUUUUUUACGCAAUUUCACCAGCAAGGCAUCGCCAAAGUGAAAGAAGUAGUCUUUUUCCGACAAAGUGCGCACAUUUCCUCCAAAUAUGAAGGUAGCACUGCUUGCUGUCCUCAUCUGCGUCUGCCUCUUGGCCCAGUAUUCAGAAGCGCGUCGUGGUCGUGCAAGAGGAAGAACAAAAUCAAGGGUGCAAAUUGGACUGCCGAUCACAGGCAAAUAUCGCGAUCCUGAGUCCGAUCAGUACUACAACAAUAACAACGGAGCCAAGAUCACUCUCGCCUCACACUUUGACUAUGAAUACGUUCUGGGGCACAAAAUAGCCUUCCUUUGCGUGGCCAAAGGAAAUCCUCGUCCGCACAUAACGUGGUUCAAGGACGGCGUGGAGAUCUUCAGUCACAUUUACAUGCACGUACACGAGUGGCGCAUUGGGAAAGACAAAGUAAAGUCCAAGAUUGAAAUUGAUCCUGCGACGCAAAUGGACGCGGGCGUUUACGAGUGCACAGCUGAUAAUAUGUACGCGAUUGACCGGAGAAGUUUCAAGACUGACUUCUCCAUCGCUUUCGAUUGAAGAUCUGCAGGAGAGAUCGUGCUAUGCAGUAUAAUCCUCAAAGUUUAGAACCACUUGAAUCCGUUUUGUAUCAACACUUAAAAAGGAGAUCAAUAAAAUGUUGGAUUUAAACCAAA